Molecule: messenger RNA, 3845 nt
Organism: Microbotryum saponariae
Lineage: Eukaryota; Fungi; Basidiomycota; Microbotryomycetes; Microbotryales; Microbotryaceae
Source: the annotation of a GenBank genome assembly
AUGGAGGCCGUCAUGCUGAGGAACCUCGCUGACAAGGUGCGUGUGCCGUGCAUUCGGCUCAACCGCUCCCGGUCGACACGCGGCCGCUCCACACGCGAUGCUCGACCGCAUGGACCCCUCGUCCCUGUUUCGAGCGGUCCCCGUCACUCGGGCGCUGACCCUCAUUGGAUCACCGUGACAGGCAUACGAACGACGCAAAAACACGGCGUUGGAGUUGGAACGGGUCAUCAAGGACUGCGUCACCAUCGACGACGUCAAGCGCCUCGAGCUCAUCAUCGGCGAGCUGUGUACGCUCGUCGAAUCGCACAACUCGCAUGCCAGGUCCGGCGGUAUCAUGGGACUGGCUGGGACAUCGUCAGUUCAACAGCGACGCCUUGGUACCGUGAUCGGCGCACUGACGCUCAGCCGCCCAUAGCAUCGCCCUCGGCCCCAAAGUAGCCGAGCAUCUCGCCGCGCUCGUACCACCCGUGCUGAGGUGCUUUGCCGACCAAGACUCCAAAGUCCGAUAUUUUGCCUGCGAGAGCAUGUACAACAUUGUAAGUUCAACACUCGUGUUCUUUUCAGAUGGCUUGCUGAUCUAGCAUCCCCCUCUUCCCCACCGAACCCCCGACCCCCACACGCAGACCAAAGUCGCCAAGGGAGAGAUCUUGAUCUACUUUAAUGAGCUCUUUGAUGCCAUGUCAAGGGUCAGUGCGAUGCCAACUGUACGGUUUUGAAAUCGAGAGCUCAUUCGACCAAGGGCUUUCAUCUCCUUUAGCUGGCUGCCGAUACCGAAAUCAGUGUCAAGAACGGCGCUGAGCUGCUCGACCGACUCGUCAAGGAUGUCGUCACCGAGCAGGCCUCGACCUAUGUGUCGACACUCAACAUCCCGCCUUCUCAACCCCUUUUCCCUAACACCUCUGAUCGACCAGGGUCACCCCCUCUGGGCGACACUCGCGAUACCAAAGACCAGAGCGAGCCCGAACCGCAGCACGCCUUCUCCCUCAAGCGCUUCGUCCCGCUCCUGCGCGAACGGAUAUACGUCAUCAACCCCUUCACCCGAACCUACCUCGUGUCGUGGCUCACCGUACUCGACUCGGUCCCCGAACUCGAGCUCGUCACCUACCUACCCGAGUUCCUCGACGGACUACUCAAGUUUCUCGGCGAUCCGACCGUCGAUAUUCGCAUCGCGACCCAGAACGUCCUCGCCGAUUUCCUGCGCGAGAUUCGAGAAGUUGCCGAGGUACAAAAGUUUCACCAGAUCGAGGAGAGCAAGCUCGAGCAGGAACGAGCCGCCCCCAAAGCUGAGAGCUCGGCCGGUGUGAGAGCCGAAUCCUCGAGUCGGACCCACAGCCCCAGAACGAGCCAACUCAGUGGAAUGACCAAAGUCGGUGGCGUACCGGGAGACUCGACGGUGCCGACACCGACAUUUCCAGAAUCGUUGCAAGGCUUGCAAAUCGAAGGGGCCGCCUCGGGCAAGCCACGCGGCCCGAACGAGGAGGAGGGAUCGGAGGAGGACUACGACGACGAGGACGAUGAUGACUCGGGCGAGUGGAUCCCCGGACAAGGGGUGCAUGUCGACCACGCCGCCAUCAUUGAGAUCCUCCUCGAGCAUUUAACCUUCCCGGAUGAGGAGAUACAAGCCACCUGUUUGAGAUGGAUUGCCGAGUUCCUGAUUUUCGUGCAGCCCGUCAUGGUCCCGUUCGCGCCUCGUCUCAUCCCCGUCAUCCUAUCCUCACUCGCCCACCACGUCCCCACGAUCCGCAACGCCGCCAACGAAACGAACGACAACCUCUUCUCCGUUAUCCAAGCCCUUCCCGUGGCAGGGCCGUCCUCUCCCCAGCCGCCGACGAACACGGGCCUGCUCGCAACCUCCGCCUCCGCAGCCCCUACUCGAUCAGGCGACUUGAACAAAGACCGGAAUAUCACCUCCUCUCCACCAACAAACAUGAGCUUCCCCGAUGAUCAACGAUCGCGUUCGAGCAUGUCCGACUACCCACCAAUAGGGGCCGCUCCCGAGAUGGACCCUUUCGAUUACGGUGCGACGGUCAAUGCGUUGACGUUGCAAUUCCUGAACGAGCACGAGGAAACGAGGGUCGCGGCAUUGGAGUGGCUCAUCAUGCUGCACCAAAAAGCACCGAGAAGGAUCCUCGCCAUCGACGAUCCCGCCGGCGAAUCGUCUCGCAUCCCCUCGCGCAUUCGUACGCACCCAGCCUACAGCACUGGUUCUUCCGAAUCGGGCCUCAGUAUUGCUCUUCUCCUCAAGAUGCUCUCCGACGCGUCCGAAAGGGUGCUCCGGAUGGAUCUACAACUCCUCGCUCAAAUCUCGGCUAGCGCCGCCGACGAAUACUUCCCCACGUUCAUGAUGUCCUUGUUAGAGCUGUUCUCGACCGAUCGCAAGCUAUUGGAGACGAGGGGGAGCUUGAUCAUUCGUCAAUUGUGCGCGAGCUUGAACACUGAGAGGAUCUAUAGGACUUUCGCCGAGAUCCUGGAGAAGGAUGAGGUGAGUUCUUUCAGGUCCGCAUUCAAUGGAAUGACGAAGAAAGCGACGCUGACGUGGGCUGGGUUGCGCUUGCUUCAAAGGAUCUCGAGUUUGCAUCCAUCAUGGUGCAGAACCUCAACUUGAUCAUGAUCACCUCGCCCGAGUUGGCCGAGUUCCGCAAAAGGCUCAAGAGCUUGGACACUAAGGUAAGUCAUAGACAGGGGGGCCUCGGCCGUAUGUCGUAGUUGAGCUCACCCAUCCCAUCAUGAAUUGACCACGUAGGACGGUCAAAGCUUGUUCGUGGCGCUGUAUCGGUCAUGGUCGCACAACGCUGUUGCGACGUUCUCGUUGUGCCUUCUCGCUCAGACUUAUGAGCAAGCCUGUGCAUUGCUGCAGAUAUUGUGGGUUCAACAGAUAGGACGAUUGGGCAAUACUAUGCAACUGACACUUCCUGAUCCGAUCCCCCAUAGCGCCGAACUUGAAAUCACCGUCAGCAUGCUGAUCCAAAUCGAUAAGCUCGUACAACUGCUAGAAUCCCCCGUCUUCACCUCGUUGCGAUUACAAUUGCUCGAACCGGAUCGGUACCCGUAUCUGCUCAAAGCCAUGUAUGGCCUGCUGAUGCUCUUGCCGCAGUCGAGUGCGUUCGCGACUUUGCGCAAUCGAUUGAGCGCAGUCAGCACAUUAGGGUUCUUGCAAACUGUACCCAAGUGAGUUCUUGAUUAAGUCACAUCCGCACAAGACAUUCUGAUAUUGACGCCCAUCACAUCCUGACAGAACUUUCCCUACCUCUUCCUCCUCAUCCCUCCCCUCAUCCUCCUCCAGCUCUUCCCCCAGCAUGAACCCUUCCAACACCUCUUCCUCUUCCUCAUCCUCCGCCAACACCAUCAACGCUUCCCGUCUCCGCCGCCAAGACGACGUCCGUUGGUCCGAACUUUUGUACCACUUCCGAGCCGUACAAAAACGAAGAGCGACGGCGGCGAUGCAAGGACACGAAUUGGGGUUCGACCCUCCUUUCAACACAUCGUUUUCGACGAUGGGCUCGUCGACGACGAACGCAUGGGGUAGUCAACCUUUGACGCCGAAUUCGGGUGGUGGGGGGCCGAAUGGGAUGGGGUCGAUGAGAGGCGCCAGUGGUGGUGCUGGUGGUGGUGCGCAAGGCGGAAGAAAUGGGACGGUAGGGAGCACGAGUCGAAAAGGAACGGGGACGUCGACUUCUUCUACUGCCGGGGGAGGUGGGUUCGGGAUGGGUCGAAGUUCUAGUCGACCCCCACCUAUGUUGACCAAUAGCUCGGGGAUGAUGACGAGGCCUAUGAGUCCGACUUCGGUCGGGGUUAAUAAGAGGAGGGUGGUGAGUGGAGGCAUGGGGGCUAAUCUGAAGAGGUGA